This is a messenger RNA of Trichoplusia ni (cabbage looper), 2578 nucleotides long. RefSeq lists its product as uncharacterized. The coding region runs from base 204 to 2351 and encodes 715 amino acids. The record is from RefSeq and is a predicted model, not a curated record. NCBI's taxonomy places the organism in Eukaryota, Metazoa, Arthropoda, Insecta, Lepidoptera, Noctuidae. The transcript is spliced from 11 exons.
CGAUGAGAGCAACUUUCAAACUUCUAAGACAGUUUUACGUUAAAAUUAUUAGCAUUAGUGUUUUAGAAGAAGGUAGUUCUAUAUAAAUUUAAUGGAAAUGUUAUUUAUUGACUAUAAGAGGGUGAUUUUACUGAUUUAUCUUAUUUUAAACACACGUGUGUCGGUUUUAAUGGGUUGAGUACUUGAAAGUUUACAAUUUCGAAAUGGACGUGUCUGGAGAGGAAAUAAGUGUGCCAAUAAAAGAAGAUGAAGAAUACUCGUUAAAUAACUUGAAGCGAUGUUCGUAUAGGUUUUUGCAGCAAACUGCGAAGGCUUUAUCACUUCCUUCUAACGUUAAGAAAGUAUAUUUGGUGGACUUGAUCCAUACUAAGAAGUACAGGAGUCCACAGGAAGUUGAUCUUCUUGUUAAGAAAGUACGUCUAGAACGUAAUCAGAGUUCAAUGGUACGUAAGAAGGCUAAACGCAGAAAGAAACAUGUUCAGAGCAUGGAAGUAUCCUCAACAAGCAACAGCACAUCACCACCGAUAACUAGUACACCAAAAAGACACGUACUGGUAACACAUUACAGUCCGGAACAAAACUCUCCGUUAAAAUACCCACAGACGGCAUCAAGAAUAGUUCCAACAAACAGUAGUGACCGAGUACUACGUAGCUUUAACCGAGUCAAGAAACCAAGUUACUUGGUUAACAAUACUAUCUUUGGGUUUAUCAAGACUGGAACGGAAGCAAGGAAGGAGACCAGGGUGAAUAUUGUGAAGGAGAAGUAUAGGAAGUUUGAUAGGAUAUGUGUUACGAAGAGUGCUGCGAGUUGGAAGAAUGAUCAGGAGGUGUUGACGCAUAGGAGUGUGCAAACAUCUCCCCGCCCGAAACUAAGAAUACAACGUCGCAUCAGCGGCAUAUACCCCCUAAACAACGAAAUACCGAACGUAACAAUCCGAAGAGCUGACGGUACCCUCACAAAGCUCAACGCUAUCAUACAAAAGCAAGCACCAAACUACAACCGACAAGAAAUCAUUAAUGACAUCAGAAAUUCUCCAUUACUCUCCAUUGAACCAAGACCGGUCUCACCAGAACAGAAUUAUCAACAACGACCCGUACAACAGAAUUUGUACACUCCAGAUUUAAAUAGUAAUUGUUAUAAAGAAAAUGAUGUUUACUCGGAAUACUAUCAUAAGAAGAUCCGGGCUGAGCAGGUCCGGUCUAGGAGAGAGUCGGUAAUGUGUGAUAGUGAGGGCACGCUACCGAGAAUCAAUGAGGUGUUCAGUAACUUUAAUAAUAUGUAUUAUAAUGAUCUGACGCAGCCAAUCUAUGUGCAAGUACAUGAGCCUGAAAUUGCAUCAAUCCCCAUAUACAUAUCGGACCCGUGCCUCCAACACCAGGGCCCCAUUAUACUAGAGAAGUUCUACAAUCUAAAGAACAUCAUGUUAACGAGCCAGCCGCCAAUACGCAGAACUACGACAAAGACCAACACUGUAUUCAGUACACCACUUAUAGUUACACCCUUGCAUGUUGCUUACAGCGCGGUGCAGCCCUCCCCGCCAGUGCGCAACAACUAUGACACUGCUUCGAUGGCGGAUAGCCAGCAGUACACAGACCCGGACCAAGAGACACCUCGGGUGCAAGACUUCUUUAGAAACUUUCGAUGUCAAGAGGAACAAAUGCACGAUUCUUCUGUAGCAGACUUCAGGUGUUCAUCAGAAGAGACCCUGACUUACCAGGAGCUUGGAGCCAUCUCCCUACCUGAGAAACAGAUGGUGGAAGAUGCUUUAGAACUGAUCAGUCAAGAUGGGGAUUAUAUGGAGCGAAUUGGUAUGGAUGAGAAGAUGCAGUGCAUACUUUGUGACUGGGCUGGACCCAGGUUCAUUCUCGAAUUUCAUAUUAGAAAGGAACACGCAUCAGAUAUACUCCCCUGCUGUCGUCCAGACGUAAGCAUCACGUACUCUCUAGGCCGGCUGGCCAGCAGUCGCCGCUGGCUCGCGCGCCUGCUAGACCACGCAGGAGCCUUGUACGUACUCCUAGCCAAGUACGAAGACCCAGAUUGUUUCAUGGCGGCGCUAGCGACGCUAUCGGAACUGGAUACGCUAAAAUCAGGUAGCAUGACAAUCUACAACAAAGUCACAGGCGAACCAUAUACUUGGAAAGGCGAAAUCUCCGAACUACCAUUCUCCAUGGACUAUGACCUAGAUCUAGACUGUUUCAAGCUAGAACUUUCUAGAAUGGAUCUCUUACCUAACAGCGCUAACUUAAGACUGUUAAAUAGGGAAUUAGUUAUAGAUUCGUCGAGUAAAGUCGUUGUGGGGCAGCCCGAGUUAGAUAAUAUAAAUAUCAGCGUUAUUGUUAAUAUUUUUUAAAUGAAGAUAUUAUUUUUUAUGUCUUUUAAAGGUUCAUCAGUAACAGAAUUGUAUCCGCUGAAUCUCUCAAAGUACGCGCUUAGGCUAACUGCGGAGAACACUUCGGUGAUAGAUAAAAAAAAAUACCUAGUAGUAUUUAGUAUUCAAUUCAAUCUGACAGAUGUUUUCACCUGUCAUAUUUGAAGUCAAGUUUUGUUAGCGACUGUUAAUCUAUCUGAUGACUAAUC